Spirodela intermedia is the source of this 618-nucleotide messenger RNA. Lineage: Eukaryota; Viridiplantae; Streptophyta; Magnoliopsida; Alismatales; Araceae. The record is from the annotation of a GenBank genome assembly.
AUGGUAGGGGACUGCUGCUCGACGAGCGAGGAUUCAGGGGGGAGAUCGUCGCCAAGCGAGGGAAAGUUGGAAGGCGGUGGGGAAGCGAUCGGAGGAGCGGCGGCGGCGGCUGCGGCGGCGGCGGCGGCAGGAGGAGGAGGGAGGCAGUACAGAGGGGUGAGAAUGAGGAAGUGGGGGAAGUGGGUGGCAGAGAUCAGGGAGCCGAACAAGAGGUCGAGGAUCUGGCUUGGGUCCUACUCCACCGCCGUCGCCGCAGCGCACGCCUACGACAUCGCGGUCUACCACCUCCGGGGGAGAUCCGCCAGGCUGAACUUCCCGAAUGAGCUCCCGGUGGAGGGGGAGGAGGGAGGAGGCGCCGGGGGCCAAAGGCACGGCGGCGGAGGAGGGGAGUCGGAGGCGCUCUCCGCCGCCGUGAUCCGGAAGAAGGCGACGGAGGUUGGGGCCAGGGUGGACGCGAUGCACGCCGGAACCCUAGGGCGGCGCCACCACCACGUCUACAAUCGGCCGCGGCGGAACCAGCCGCAGGCGGAGGCGGCGGAGGAGGAUCGGGAGAGGAGGCCGAUGAAUCCGGACCUCAACCGGCGCCCGAGCCCUGAGAGCUCCGACAAUGAGUUCUGA